This is a messenger RNA of Didymella exigua CBS 183.55, 2513 nucleotides long. RefSeq lists its product as uncharacterized. The transcript has 3 exons. Gene Ontology annotation, molecular function: lipid binding. The record is from RefSeq and is a predicted model, not a curated record. Bases 103 to 2328 code for a protein of 741 amino acids. NCBI's taxonomy places the organism in Eukaryota, Fungi, Ascomycota, Dothideomycetes, Pleosporales, Didymellaceae.
GCGUCAUCAUGAUCGCGAGCACGCGUUUGGCAGCUGCCUUGCUGCCGUGCCAUUGAGACUGUCGAGCAGCUCUCACACUUUCACAACACCUAAACUAUCAAGAUGUCGUCGUGCUUUGGCUUUCGCAAGCGCAGCGAUGACCAGCAGCCGCUGCUGCCCCAGUACCGCGAUGACACGGUCCUCCAGAGGGAGCUCCACCAGAAGCUGCACUCGUACCAGAUGGUCCGGGCUCUUGGAAAAGGGUUCAUGCCAUCCAACGAGCAACUGACCAUUAACCUUCGAACACUCCUUGCCGCAGACAUCCUCAACCCUGAUAACCCAGAGCUCAGCGACUCUGGCCGUCUGCUCGUCAAGUUCACCAAGCAAUGGCUCCAUCAGUUUAUCGAGCUGCUUCAGCACAAGAACAGCGAAGACCAGAUCCAAGACUUCUUGUGGUACCUGUCCAAGGCUCGUGUCGAGGUCGAUGUCGCAGAUAUUGCACGCAGUGCUACUCGAUCAAAGGCCAAGGCCGACACUGUCGCUGCCUACCAAAGCCUCCAAACCGUUGGCUCCCUGCUCCUGACAAACUCAGAUUUCCGCAUUUUCUUGUCUGACCUCAAUACUGUUGGGCGAGAGGUCUUCAAGGACACUGCAUUCACAAUCUCAGACGUUGCGAAGGAAGUUGGCAAAAAGGUUGAGCCUUCUGAGGCAGAGCAAGAGGCAUUAAAGAAGCCGGACGCUAAUGCUAACAAUGGUAAGGCGGUGUCUUCCGAGGAGCUGAGCAGCGAGGUCCAAGAGGUCGCCAAGGCUGUCGGAUCAGGCACAGUCGAGGUGGCUCAGACAGCUGGCAGUAGUAUUGCCGACCACCUUCAAGGCGCCGAGGGCGACACUCUCUUGUAUCGCCUGAAGAAGACCGUCACGAACCUGCGACAGAAGCGCGACUACUCAGAUUCGGUCUCCACGCUGUCAUUGCUACUCCAGAGGUAUGCGAAGACAUACUCUCGCAUGGCGGAGGAAGCUGUGGGCACUGUUCAGAAUGAUGUCGACACAAACCGUGAGAUGGAUAAGGCCGUGAAGAACUUCUGGCUGCUCAUGAGUUCGUUCGGUGACAAGAACGAAUGGAAGGAGCUCGAGACCCGCUUCCACAAGCUCCUGGAGCACUCGAAGAGGGAUCCAGCGUUCGAGGACCUGCUCAUGGAUAUCGGCAACUCGCUACAGAAGUUGCUGACCGACCCAGACUUCUUCGAUCACGUGGACGAGAAGUUCCAGGAGCUCCGCAAGAAGUCGAGUGGUGUUGGCAACGACUCAUCGCUACGUGAGGAUGUUGAUGCUUUCUUUGAGCAGGCUCAAAAGACAUUCGCAGCCGUAGCACGCGACGAAGACGUUUCCAAGCUCAUUCAGUCGACCCUCAGGAUCUGGAACAUCUUGUCGCCCCAGCACAGCUACACUAACACAGAGCUGGUUCAGGACGCGAUCAAUGUGUUCGUUCCUUUAAUCAUCUCAGCGAUCCAGUACAUUCCCAUUCCUCGCCUUGAGGUGUCCACCCCAGAAGUCGACCUUCUGCUCGAAAACCUUAUCAUCGAGCCAGGAAAGACCAUCAACCACACCUCAUUCUUGCCGUUCCGCUUCAAGGUCGAGACAUACAAUGAUUUCGAGCUGCGUAAGGCUCGCUUCCGUGUUGCUUCGAAGGCAACAUCGAAGUUCACCAUCAAGAUCGAUGGUCUCUCAUUCCGCGCUGACGAGAUCGGCUUCCUGCUGCGAGCUCACUCUGGUCUCCUUCGUCUGGCCGAUGAGGGUAUUGCCUCUUUCCAGAUGGACGAGCGUGGUCUUGACAUCCACCUUGAUGUCGAGAUUGGCAAGGAGAAGCAGGAGCAGAUCCUCACUCUGCGCGCUGUUCGUGUCAACAUCCACAAGCUGAGCUACACCUUGCGCAAAUCGAAGUUCAGCUUCUUUGGCUGGAUAUUGAGGCCUCUACUGCGCCCAUUAAUCCGCAAGGUCAUGGAGAUGCAGCUGGCGAAGGGUAUCGCAGACGCCAUCCACUCUGCUAACCGCGAGCUUCUGUUUGCGCGUGAGAGGCUGAGGGCUACACGCAUCUCUGACCCUAACGACUUGAGGACAUUCUUUAAGGCCGUUCUCACCCGCUUGACACCAGAAGACGACCCUGAUCUUUACACUCGUGUUGGUGUCGCAGCGCCUGGCAAGGGCGUAUUCGCUGGUAAGUACGCACCCGGCAGUGUCGUCAAGCUUUGGGAAGAGGAAGGCCGCCGUGCAGCCGAGAGGAUUGACGAUUGGGAUGAGGGCGCCUGGAGGAACGACGUCUUUGACAUCCACACUCGGAUGCUUUCUUGAGGGUUGAUGUCCGCUCUGGCCUUUCUUUCGGACAACAUCAGGAUCUGGAUUGGAGUUUCGCGGUACGAAAAUACGGGCCUGCUUUUAUCGCGCCAUGCACAAUCACGACAGCAGAAAUUGUAUAUCUAGCAAGCUUUGCACGUACAUAAUGUUUAUGAAUUAUAAUGGGAUUUCGACAUGCUCGC